Messenger RNA from Bombyx mori (domestic silkworm), 1855 nucleotides. RefSeq names its product fibroin heavy chain-like. The coding region runs from base 881 to 1276 and encodes 131 amino acids. The transcript has a single exon. NCBI's taxonomy places the organism in Eukaryota, Metazoa, Arthropoda, Insecta, Lepidoptera, Bombycidae. The record is from RefSeq and is a predicted model, not a curated record.
GCCGGGGCGAGGCGCGGGACCGGGCGCGGGCGCGGGGGCGGGGCGCGGCGCGAGUAGAGGUUGCGGCGCGUACCGCGGUUGGGGUGCCGGUGUCGUUCCUGCCUUCGUGAACGGCAACGGUUUCGCCCACGCGGAGACGGUGGGCACCGGAGCCGGUACGAAAGCCGGUUUCGGCGCGCGGGGCGCCGAAGUCUUUGGGCCAGCGGUUUUAGGGGGCGCGUUUGCCGGGCGCUUCCGUGGAGCCUUGGGGCAUCCACGGUAGUUGGCCGUGUGUCCCUGCUUGCGGCAGAGUACACAGCUCGGCGGCUCCGUCGCUGUCUCCUUUACGCGCGAGCAAUCGGUGGUCGCGUGAUCGUCUAAGCACUUCACGCAACGCGGUCGCGCGUUGCAGUUACGCGCGGAGUGGCCAUAGAGUUGGCAACGGUGGCACUGCCCGGGAGUGCCGCGUUUGUAGGGGGCCUCUACGGUGACCCCCGAUAGGCCGCACACGGUGCGGAGACAUGAGGCAAUUUUCUUGCCCUCCGGUGUGGCUUCUAGUGCUACGAGCACCAUAUCAUACGCGAAUUUGUCGCGCCCGCUGUGCAUCCGGUGCACACUUAUGACGGGGUAGGACUGACCUACCAGGUCAUUCUUAAUUUGCUCGACGUCGAGCUCUUUGGGGACUCCGCGUAUUACGACGCGGAGUUCACGCUCCUCCUGGAGCGCAUAGGUAUGAUACCCUAUGCGUUCCUUGCGGAGGUACGCGGUCAACGACCUAUGGUCGUCGGAUGUUUCAACCUUGAUCUGAAUUCCAUGCGGGAUAUUCCUCGCAUGGACGACAUUGAUCUUUUGGGCCUUAAGGGCCAGGGACACGCGAUCCCAAGAAGACUUUUCCCGCAGGAUGACCGGCGGCGGCGCGGGAACUUUUCGGACGGGCGCGGGCCCGGGGCGCGGCGACGGGGUUGCACGGCGAGGGGAGUCCGGGGUUAUGACGGUCUUCGGCCGCGAGGCGUUCGCGGCCUUGGGUUGUUUGGGCGCCGUGGGCGGAUCCACAGCGCGGGCGCGUUUUUUGCCGCGCGCGACGGUGGUGAACCCUUCCGAGGUUCCGGGUUCGGGGCUGGCGGCCGACUCGAACUCCAUCUCCGACUCGGAGUCGGAGCCGGAGCUCGAUGCCGCGCAAGACGCGAUCGACGCAGGCGCGGGGGUGGGGGGCGACAUCGGCGAGUCGCGAGGUACCGGCGCGGGGGGCGACAACGGAGAGUCGCGGAGUGCCGGCGCGUCAAGGCCGGCCUUGUAAACUUCGAACCUUGCGACUAUGUCCGGACAGAAGUCGCGGACGAACUUGAUGAAUAGCGCAGCGUUGGUGUCACUCAUGGUGACGUGUGCCCGGGGGGGGCGUCCCCGGGACUUAAAGCAAACUCGCCGAAAGGCGAGUCCCCUGAGUGGGAGUUAUACCCCCUGCGCUGUGCCAGCAACAAGGGGGGGAGUGCCUUUGCCGUGAAAACGGCAGUCGGCUGGGAAUUGGGGUGGAAAGUUGGGAAGGUGGGGCUCCACUGGGUUGUGAGAAUGCCACAACAAGCGGUGAUCUCAGUGGAGUUUUAGUCUCGAAAGAGACUGUUUUGCUCGCCGAAUAUAUAAAUGAAUUUAAUAUAUGAAAUGGAUGGGUGAUAAUGAGUUGGCGUUACGAGUGCACAACAACAAGCUCGAACUGUUUUUGGGAUUCAAGGUCGCGACGCCAGCGACAGCGCGUUGAGAAUGCACAACAAUGUCGCGAUCUAUGCGACAACGACAAUGUCGGGCAACUCACAACUCACGUUCGCGACGGCAGCGACAAUUUUUCUCAAAAACGCGUCCGGACCAAAUGGUGUUGCAAUCG